AUCAUAAAGCAAAAUAUCCCCGGCUUUAGUACUUAAUACGUUGUCAUAAUGGGAGCUAGGCUGUUUGUGUUCCUCUUGUUAUUCGUGUUACUGGGUGUAGUGAAAGCCGCUGUUGUCAUAAAUGUAUUUGAAGAGGCCAAAAAUAACCCAGAAGUCGUCGCAGACGAAGACAUACUAGGAGAGGGGUGCAAUGAGCUGGAAUGCGGAAUCGCUUGUCGCGCCCAAGGAUUUGCGAGAGGCCUAUGCAUCGCGGGCCGAUGCCAUUGCUUCCAAAUAACAAAAGAUAAUGAAUACACCUUGGAGAGUGGUUGCAACUACCAAGCAUGCGACCAGCUGUGUCGCCGACUAGGCUUCACAGGGGGCGUUUGUGUCGGCGACAGGUGCAAGUGCGACAACUUUUCGCCACUAACAGAUAAUGAAUACAGCUUGGAGGGUUGCAACUACCAAGCAUGCGACCAGUUGUGUCGGCGUCUCGGCUUUGCAGGGGGCGUUUGUGUCGGCGGUAGAUGCAAAUGCGAUAUUAUGCUUGAACUAAAAGAUGAUUCUAUGACAAAACUGGAAGCAGUCGGCGGAUGUACUAAAAAAGCCUGUAGGAAUGUAUGUCAUAAGUUAGGGUACAAACAUGGGAUAUGUAUUUUCGGAAAAAAAUGUGUUUGUUACAACGUAGUGAAUAACAAAGAUAACCUUGAAAGAUUGUCGUGCAAUGAUUCAUCAUGUGACGCCCUGUGUCGGCGAAAAGGCUAUCUCUACGGCUUGUGUAUCAACAACAAAUGCGUAUGCAGUAAGGCCUUAAAUGAACUUACAAACUAUGGUACAGAAAUUAACGAUGAUAAUAAUAAUCGUAUAGACAAUGAAACAAUUUGAUAUUUUAUAUAAGUUUUUUUGCAAAAAAUUCAUUUUUUGGCUCAAGCUUUUGUCGCCGGCUGUACCUUUCUUUCAACAGUCAUCUACUGCUCGCCGAGACGUUUUGUAAAAAACCGCUUACUCGGUGGGGAUACGACGUUUCAUAACAAAGUUCCUAUGACCACCUUUCUGCUCCAUCAUCAGAUCAGCUCCAUGAUACCAUAAUAUUGCAUUGUCACGUGAUUUACAUAUGUGUGCAAAAUUUCAGCUCAAUCGGAAACCGGAAAGUGGGUCUUUAGUUUCUACGUUUUGACCCAAACUAACAUACUAAAAUAAGGCAAAUUGAAUAAAAGCUUGUAAUAAUAAGAUGGAUGUUUUCAAGAUUAUUAUCCUACAACUACAUGUUGUCCCACUGAUGGGCAAUCGAUCUCCUUUCGUCUCGAUGUUAAGUAUUUUCCGGCCUGUCGCUAAGACAUACUCCCAAGGCCUGUAGCCAAGAAUGCAAUCAUUGAUGCUACGUGGUGAAUGUAAUCAAAUUGAUCAACUGGCUAUGUCGCACCAAUGCGGAGGAGAAAUGGACAGAUAUUAACCACGAUACGACGAGCGUCAACAAUUGUACUCUUGGCUACAUCCCGCCAUUGAGCCUGACCAUCCGGCUGUUUCAGUUAUGAUCUGACAGAUCCUUGCCCAUCUUAAGGCCCCCGAAGAAAAGUAUCGUAGGUAAUGUUAGGUAGGUACUUGAUCGAUAUAAAACUAUUUACCUUAUUGUGUUUUGCACUGUAUUUUGCUUAUCUCUCUAUACGCCCUUGAGGAUUUGUUGGAAAUUAAAUGAUACAAGAUAACCUCAUUGUUGAAAUGCUUUAGAAGAGGAGGAAAAUAAUAUUCAGCUAUUGUACUAUUUGUAUUCAUUUUUUAAUAAAAUAGUUUCUAACAGU
Molecule: messenger RNA, 1778 nt
Organism: Leguminivora glycinivorella
Lineage: Eukaryota; Metazoa; Arthropoda; Insecta; Lepidoptera; Tortricidae
Product: tenascin-like
Exons: 6
Coding region: 49-864 (271 amino acids)
Biological process (GO): defense response
Source: RefSeq, a predicted model, not a curated record